Messenger RNA from Drosophila innubila, 1050 nucleotides. Its product is annotated as 2-aminoethanethiol dioxygenase. Bases 135 to 902 code for a protein of 255 amino acids. Gene Ontology annotation, cellular component: mitochondrion. NCBI's taxonomy places the organism in Eukaryota, Metazoa, Arthropoda, Insecta, Diptera, Drosophilidae. The record is from RefSeq and is a predicted model, not a curated record. The transcript is spliced from 2 exons. Gene Ontology annotation, molecular function: oxidoreductase activity, acting on single donors with incorporation of molecular oxygen, incorporation of two atoms of oxygen.
AAACAGCUGACUUUUUGUUUAUCUAAAAUUUUUGUUGGCCGCAAUUGUUGUGCAGUUGAUUAUCUAGACUUGCCGCUUUAGCUGUCUGAGGUCGUUGCAUUAAACAAUUGCACAAUUAUUCGCCGGCUUUGGCAAUGACGUCCCAUUUUAUGAGCGUGCUGCGCCAGGCCUUCAAGACAUUUGACCGAGCCAAUCUUGCUAGCUUCAAUUCGAAUCUACAGCAUUUGAAGCAGUUAACGGAUCAGCUAACAUAUCGGGACUUACACAUUAAGGAGGAGUUGUUUCGUGAGGUCAUUGACAGUGUUGACAGUGUUCGCUCGGCACCCUGCACCUAUAUGCACAUCUUUGAGGAUGAACGCUUCUCGAUGAGUUUGUUUAUUGUGCGUGGCGGCAACUCGAUUCCAUUGCAUGAUCAUCCCAUGAUGUACGGUUUGCUGCGUUGCCUUUGGGGAAAACUGCAUGUGCAAAGCUAUUCCCAGCUGUUGGCUGCUGACGAUCCCUUGACCUAUGACACGAAUCCCACGCUGGUCAAGGUCAUCGCUGAGGAGCCCUGUCUGGUUACAACAGAAACAUCAAGUGCAUUGCUUACGCCACGUAAACGCAACUAUCAUCAGAUAACACAAGCCGGAAGCGGAAGUGAAGACGGAAAUGGCAUUGCUGCCUUUUUCGAUAUUCUAAGUCCACCUUAUGAUGCCAAUAUGCCGAUCUUUGGGCCACGCCGUUGCCGUUUCUAUCGCCCCAACUCCGAAUCCCAAUCUUUAGCUGAUCAUCUAGAGCUGCAAUGCAUUCCUUCACCAUCCAGCUAUUAUUGUGAUUUAACCGAUACGCCCAAAUCGGUGCUGCAAUGCGGUUUUAUAUGCGCCGCCGAAGCAUUUGCCGUCAAUGUGACCGACGUUCAGUGAUGGAAGCAUCUUCUAUUAAAUAUAUAUAUAUAUAUAUAUUCGAUAAUUAUAUACUUAUAAUUAAUUUAUUUCCAUUUAAUAUAACUGCAUGCAGUGUCAAGCGUUUUCUGUGUUAUUUUUAAAUUUAAUAAAAUUGCCUUUUGUUUUG